This is a messenger RNA of Conger conger (European conger), 1709 nucleotides long. RefSeq names its product inositol 1,4,5-triphosphate receptor associated 2 (gene irag3a). Bases 97 to 1446 code for a protein of 449 amino acids. The transcript has 16 exons. The record is from RefSeq and is a predicted model, not a curated record. Gene Ontology annotation, cellular component: endoplasmic reticulum membrane. NCBI's taxonomy places the organism in Eukaryota, Metazoa, Chordata, Actinopteri, Anguilliformes, Congridae.
CUCUCCUCCCUUCCCUGUCUAUCCUCCCAUGACCCGGGGAUCCCAGAAUGCACAGCUCCUUCCUCCUCACAGGGUGACAGCAAUGAACAUGGCGGGAUGAGAACGACCCCAACGACCAUCCAACCUGAUGAAGAGGGACUGAACCAGUCCGCACCAGUUCAUGAGGCAUACUAUCUCAAUACUGGGAGAGGGCGUCGCUGGAGCCCCAGUCCAGUCCAGGAGCCACCCAGGGGUGCCACGAGUACCCAGCCCUCUGCAGAGAGUUUGAAGCCCAGCGAGAGCUUAGGCCAGAUGGAGGACAGUGAAGAAGACAGCGAGCAAGAGUUGGGCCAGGAGGACCUGCUUGGGGCCUCCUGGGAUGAGCUCUCUAUCCUGGAGAGGCUGGGACUCAACAGUGCAGAGAUGACGGAGGAUGAGGUGGAGGGGGCCUUCUCUCAGCUGGCCCUGGCUUUCCGCUGUGACCAGUACACCCUGAAGAAGAGACUCCUGGCGGAGGAGCACGCCCGGAACCUGGCCGAGGAGAAUGUUCAUCUGGAGCUGGAGAGGGGCAAGGAGCUCCUGCAGUCCCUGAAGGCGCUGUGCUUGGACAGCAAGCGCAGUAAGAUGCUGCAGAGGCUGGAGCUGUGUCUGAGUAUCCUGGGCGGGACGGUGGAACGCAUCGCCAACACAGCCGAGCUGCUGGGCGCUGUGCACCAGGAGGCUCGUGUGAGCCGGGCGGUGGAGCUGAUGGUGGCCCACGUGGAGAACCUGAAAUGGCAGCACAUUCGGGACAGGGCUGAGCUGGAGGAGACCAGGAAGCAGCUGCAGAGGAGCAGUCGCAGCCGGCAACUAAGCGAUCCCAGAGAUGAGAGUGAAAUGAGACAGAAGCGCUCUAAAACAGCUCAGCAGGUGUCUCGGCGUCGAAUCAGCAUAGCCGUGAUUUCCAAACAGCCCAAGGUCCAGGGGACAGAGUUGAGGAUGCUGGACGAUAUCAAGUCCAUGACAGCAGCCCCCAGCCAGCUUCCCCUGGAGAGAGGAGCCCUGGAUGGAUGGCAACAUGUAUCCACGAAAGAGGACCUAUCAAGCAGUGGUCCCCUCCAGACACCAAUUGAGAUGUCCCCCAUUUGUCAAGCAAUACAUCCCACACCCAGCCCAGAAGAGAGAGGAGACCCCUUAUACCUCCAUAGUCCCCAGGAUCCCGUGCGGCAGAGGCGGGGACAGAACAGAGAGCGGGAGGACUCAAACGCGGAGGAGGCGGAGAAAGAGGCGGAGCCACCGGGUGAUCAGGAGCCCAAUAGCUGCGAUGCCUGUGCUGAUAACUUGUGCACCCUCGUGUCUGCACAGCGCCCCCUGCCUCCCUGGCUGUCUCAGUGCCACCUGAUUCUCUUCUGGCUUUAUGUCGUGACCAUUUCCUUCAUGAUUCUCCUGGCGAUUGUUGUAUGGUGUAUGAGAGGCCUUCUCUUCUGAAUAUGACAUUCAUCUGCUCUAGGCUGGACACCAUUGAUCGAACACAUACUGACAUCCAUGUAAUCUGUCAAAGUACAUCAUCUCAGUCACCUAUUGAUGUAACUGAUAUUAUUUUUAUGUCAAACCAAAAAAUAAUAUAUUCGUUGUCCACCUUAGCUGUGCCUGUUGAAAUAAAACUGGACUGUUCUCUCAAUAUUUAUUCAUAUAAAUUACAUUAUAUACAAUCAUAUAUUGGUAAUUGUAUAUUGGUAAACCAAGGUCAU